Drosophila yakuba is the source of this 1214-nucleotide messenger RNA. RefSeq names its product allergen Tab y 5.0101. The record is from RefSeq and is a predicted model, not a curated record. The transcript is spliced from 3 exons. Lineage: Eukaryota; Metazoa; Arthropoda; Insecta; Diptera; Drosophilidae. The coding region runs from base 35 to 1207 and encodes 390 amino acids.
AGCCAACAAUGUUAGUUUUAGAACGAUAGUGAAGAUGUGGAGUUGUCCUUGCGUUGCAGUCGGAUUGCUGCUCAUAUUCAGUCUGAAUCUGGUCUUUCUGCUGCCGGAAACGAACUAUUGCCAUUUAAAAAACUGCCCAGUGGAUAAAAAACUGCCACAUAUUGGCUGCAAUAACAGUGGGAACUGGUCGCCAAAGUGCGGAAAAGAGCCAACAAUUGUUUCAAUACCCCAGCAUAUAAGAAAUUUCAUUCUGAACUAUCAUAACACAUUUCGCGAUAUGGUGGCCGGUGGCCAAUUGCACAAGCUGCCCAUUGCAGCCCGCAUGCUUAAGUUGAAUUGGGACCACGACUUGGCUUUUUUGGCUACACUCUUGGUAAAACGCUGCGAUAUCCAACCCACAGACCACUGCAUAUCCACAGAAGAGUUCUCGUCUCCAGGCUACCACACGGUAUAUAACAAGUUCAAGGGGACCCAGGAUACAUCCAGGAUAGUUCGAUCGCAACUGAAUGCGUGGUACGAUCAGUACAAGCACGUUUCUGCAUAUAGUCUAAUUAAUGGAUUGUCCCCGGAUAAAAAGGAGGUUGGGCACUUCCUAAGAAUGAUGGUGGGACCCAGUAACCGAUUAGGCUGUGCCAUAGCUAGAAUCGAAAAAGACGGAUGGACUCACCAAUGGCUCACCUGCCUGUAUAGCUGUUCAUCCAAGAAGAACACGCUUCUAUACGAGUAUUCCGGAAAACCUGGCAUAUAUUGCACCAAUGGAAUUAAUGGCAAGUUUCAACAUCUAUGUAAUGACACGGAACCUGUCACAGAUUGCAUGCACUCUGAUCUAUUCAAGACAACAAUCAGCAACGACACUGCAUCAUUCAUCAGAGACAUGAUGAAUAGAAAAAUUAAACCCAGAUUUUUUUUUAAGAUUUUUUCUUUUGCGAAGAAGUCUGCGAGAAAAGUUAGAAAGGUGGUGAAGAAGGUUAAGAGAGCUUUGAAGAAGAAGAAGAAUAUGAAGAAGAAGAAGAAGAACAAGAAGAAGAAGAAGAAGAAAGUAUCGAGAAAAGAUAAGAAAUCUGAAGAGGUUUUAGUCGCUUUAGAGGCAAAUGUUGAAUCAAACAUUAAAAAUAAGGAAGAUGUUGGAUCAGAAAAUGAAGAUAAGGCAAAUGAUGAAUUAACAACUGAAAAUGAUGUGCAAAAUACAACAAUAAAUCCCAAUUAACAGAUAA